CGGAGGGUUUUGACUCUUCGCGGAUAGUCAGUGCGGUGCUAGCGUACGUAAAGUAUCGGCGUCGUGCAAAAUCGUUUACGACGCGACUACGUGUAUCAGUGAAACGCGUAAUGGCCUUCACGAAAUUGCCGAGGUGAGUCAGGGAUGAGCGGCGGGGCGGCCGUGCUACCUCCCGUGCCGGACCUGAUCCCCAUCGCGGCCCUUCAACGGCGCCCUAUGGGCGAGCAGCGCCCCCGGCGGCGGGCGCCCGCCGACGAAUUGAUCGAUAACGGCUUGCCGGUCGGGUCACGUGGAUCGAGCGGUGCCGCCCCGCAGCCGCCGACGCCGCCGUCCCGGACUAGAAGACGACGCCGCCGCCGUAAAUCAGAUCACCGUAGACGCGAGCAUCAACGGGUUGAGAACGACGACGUUCGUUCUGUUGGUAAACAAGGCAAUUGUGCAAGUCCCAAUCCGGAACCGGAGACAACGCCGCGCGUGAACCCCAUAUUCGUGUGGGUCCGGCAGGAAGAUACGCGAAUCGUGGACGUGAAAUGCGAGGACUACGACAAACGGAACCGCAUCCUGCUGACGAAGACGGCGCACGGAUGGCGGGCCAUUCCCCGUACCGAAACGUUGGCUCCUUCGUUGACGGCUGACGACGAAAACGAGGCCGUCUCCCAACACCAUCAUCACCAUCACCAUCACCAUCGGCACCAUCACAGGAGACGGCCGAAGGGGAAGGGGAAGGGACGUCAGAAGACGGCCUCGGUGCAGUUCCCGGAACCGGACUCGGAACCGGAAGCGUCCUGGGCGGAUUCGGAGAACGUGAACGUGGAAUCGCUGCUGCCGAGUCAUACGAUUCACGUAACGAGGACGUCCUCUGUGUCCCCGUCGAAUGUAAACAGUGCGGUGUCGGAAUAUGCGCAGCAGUCGGAUAAAGUGUGUGACGUCAGUCCUCUAGACAAUCUUCUCGCGGUCGCGGAACUGGAAUUCAAACAGCAGAUCCAGUCGGGAGAGUGGAGCAGCUGCGGGGGCGACGACAACGCCAACGAUGUGUCCUACAAGAGUAACGACCCGAAUUCGGGAUCGUUUAGCAACGCAGACGAGUUAGCGGAGACCAAAUCCGAGGUGGGUGAUUACAACGAAGACGACGAGGCCAGCCUGGCGAUGAACGAUAUCUUGUCCAGGCUGGAACGGUCGUUGCAGAGUCCGGAACAGCGGAUCGACGAAGCGAUAGAUAACAAACCACUACCUGAGCACCCGGUUGACUCCGGGGUGAAGGAAAAGACUGAAGAGGUGCCGCCGUUGGAGAUCGAACCGUCAGACCAGCCGACCGACUUGUCGUUGAAAACGAAACGAGACCUCGAAUGCGAGCUUACGAUUGACGUCGGCCCGACCGACUUGAGCACGAAAAAGGGCAAUCGCUCGCCGAGGCCUCCGUCUCAGAGCUCUGAAGCGAUCCAAUCACCUCAGCCUAGCGGUAUACCGGCGGUUCCCCAGUCGCCGGACACCGUGUCCACCACGACUGCUCGAAACAAGUCCGUGUUCCUAGAGUCUUUGUUGUCGAACGCCGCCCAGAAGAUGGCGCUCAACGCGGAAGUUACGAUAACUCGUCAGAAAGAACCUUUGGACCUGGGCAACUGUCGCAAGUCGGCUAGUCCGACGGUGACGUGUUCGGAAGAGAUUAUCAACAAACCGAGCGACGAACCGCCUAGCAAACGAUUUAAACCUGACGACAUCACGUUGAAAAAUCUCCUCGACAAAAAGGACGAGGUCAAAUCGCCCGAACUGCCGAAACUGUUGAAGCUUUUGGACGAGCGUUCCGACCCCGUGACGGAAUUCAAACAGCUUCUGAGCGAAAUCGACCUCCCUGAUCCGAUCAUGGUGCCAAAACACUCGUUCCCCAACUUGCUGCGGAAUCCCAAGCGCGAAAUAUUGAAACUGUUGCGGGAAAAGUCGCACAAGGACGUUCACAUAGAAGACAUACUAGUCGUGUACAAGGAAAAACUUCUAUCAGCCUUGGAGAUGAAUUCGAGGUGCGCGGAAGAUACGAAACCUGAGAAAAAAGCGGAACGGCCGGAAAAGCCCGAAGAAGGGAUUAGGAGGACGGCAUCGGUCGAAUGUUCGGGCAAACGUUUGUCGCCCGAACAAAACAUCUCGGCCAACGAUAUCGACGCGGCAACAGAAGCGGCCUUUAACCAGAUGAUGUGGUUCCCGUACCAGAACCAUCUCGCGAACAAUCAGGACCUUUUGCAAGCUCUUUACAGUUCGUUACCGUUCGUGCCCAAUCAGUACAACGAACUGCCGACCGGUCUGCAGAUGAUGCUGGGUAACAAGGUGCCGCCGCCUCUAUCGCCAGUCGGAUUUCCGAUGCCGCCCAUGAACUUUACCAAUCCGCUGGAAUUUGCCAUGUGGCAGGAAGCAGUCAUGCAGGCGAACUUGCUGAGAACCGCCAAAAAUCCGUACGAAAAUUCGAUUCUGAACCAACCCUUCAGAGGUAAUAAGUCGCAUAAAAAACCCCAUCAGAGCGGCAACUCGAGGACCUCGGGUAAGAUUCAGCAGCAGCAGACUCUCCUGCAGGGCCGUUACGGCCAGACGAAUGUGGAAAAUCAUCAGAACUACCAAAAUCCGUACUUGGGGCUCGGCGGGUUCCAACAGGGCAGCAACAAUAUCAGCUUAAACGUGCCCCAGUACCAUCCGUUCCACCACAAAACCAAUCAAGUUGGAAACAAGCACCGUGUCGGUCAUAGUCAAAAGCAGAAAGAAGCGCAAUUGCUGAGCGGUUUGAACCACCAGGAGCGGCAAACUCAGCGACAAUUCCGUAUGCCCAAAGACUAUUUCCAUCAGCAGAGCAAACAGUACAAUCAUCAUUCGGUGCAUCAGCACAAGGCGAGCGCGUCUUCCGCGGCGGGCAAACCUUUUGCGCUUCCCAGAGGUCUUCAACCCGAGACGGUACAGAGACAGGGCAAUUAUCAGCCUAUCGAUUUGUCGGGCGCGCAGAACGGAAACACCAAGGUCAAAGGCGCGGCGAAGUUGCCUUACGGUGGGACGUCGUCGUCGCCAUCGUCGAAGGGCCACGAGGAAAUGCCCGAGGUGGGUAGCACGACUGCCAGUAUAGAAGAGAUGCAGGACGCGCACACUCACCUCUGGCACCCGUUGUUCGGAAGCAACAAGGGAUACGGCCAGUGGGGCGUGCCACCAGUGACCGCGACGGGGGAAUAACACAGGUUUCCUCCUCCGAAGGCGAACUUUUGGAGGACCAGCGCACACCACCUUCAGGGCUCCAGACGUGUCACCGAAAUGACUCCAUUAGCAACAGGGUUCGAUUUUGAUUUCCUUUCCAAAUGAAGUUGACUCACGCAUCAGUGAUCGGACAAUCUGGUAAAUUGGGUUCUUGGCCAGGGCCCAUAUUCACUCACAAAAACUACAUAUACUUAUGAUCCAUGUAUACCAACUUGUUAUUUAUUUUGCACUGGAUUCGUGAACAUCAGGCACACAAGUUUGCGAGGAACACUUUUACUUCCGAGUUUUAAUUGGACUUACCGCCUCGAGCUGAUACAAAAGGCCACUAGUGUAGCCUUAGUCUUCUAUGAGUACUAAAUGCUAAAAACUAAAGAAAAGCGCAAAGCGCAUAAUGCCAUAUCAUGAUAUAGAAAGAAUUGAGUUAAUUACGCUAUAACAAUUUUAUGGCAAAAUGUAAAUCCAUUUUUCUUUUUCUGAUGGAUAUAUAUCAGUGUAUUUCCAUACUUUUUACUCACCGCAUACGGCGUUAAAUGAAUCACGGUCUAACAUAUGAGUCACAAAGUAAUAUCAACUUGAUAGACGAAAGUCUGAAAAAUCCCCAGCCUCCAAUAGGAACAAUGGCACAUCCCUAUUGCAAAAAGCCGCUUCCUCCAGUUCUUCCACUUUUUUUAGGGUCCACUGGUCAAUUGAAAUGUAAAUCAAAUCCAUUCUAUCAAUUACAGCCCUGUUCCAGGGUAAUUGUCGCUUAAAAGCGGAACAAAAUAUAUAGGGCGACACAUCUUUUGUAUCAUUUUCAAUUGCGAUGAUCACGAAGGUCACGGGAAACUGGUGAAUGUUUACGAUGACAUUUCGACUCGUAAGCUAUUGCAUCAAAUGGUGCACAGUAAAACAGAAUCUGCUAUAUAAUUAUGUCAAAAACUGACAAGAGAUUUAUAUCGUUUUAAUACAGUACCAAAUUUUGAAGAAAACAGUUCUGGUUAAAUUAAUUGAUAAUUACGUUUCUAAGAUUUCGAAUUAUUUAAUUUUGUUUAAUUAUUUAAAAAGUUUGAACCCCUUAGCUCGCAAUUGUCGAUCUAUGAACUUUAUAGAUUUCAAAAGUGUUAUUUUCUGUUAAACGCCUACGACAAUUAACGGAUACACUCUGUAUCUGUACGCCUAAACAUGCUCAUUUGUUCGUCAGGUGUUUUCAACCAAAGAAAUCGAUUGGCAGCAAACGAUCUGGCAGGCGCAAUGUUCCAAAUUCCAAACCUGCAAAGUAUAAUUUUUUUAAAAGCCUUACUUAAAUUAACACAGAAAAAGUGUUUCACAUAUUGAAAGAAAUUUAAACAAUAAUAUUAUAAAAGUCCAAAUAUUUGCUGCAAACCUUAAAUUUACGGGAUAGAAACAUAAUCAUUAAGUAUACCAAAAUAUAAAUUUCUUCCUAGGUCUUCAAAAAUAUUUUUUAAGCUUUUGGUUUAUUUUGUCUUUUUAAUUUUUUUUUUUUUGGUACAAUGAAAAAUUUCACACAUAUUGAGUGUUUCUCAAUUUGUUGGCGCCUACUUAAAGAAAUCAAUUUUUUCCUUCAAUUAAGGAAAUCAUCACCUAGUAAUCAAAUUACAUACCUUUACUAUAUUUGUAUAAUAAUUUAUAUUUUAAAAUAUUCUCAGAUGAUUUACAUCAAUCUCAAAGAACUGAACUAUUUCUACAUGGUCCGCUUUAUAUGUCAUUUAGCUUAAUCUUUUUUUUUUAAUUAGUUAACUCUUUUACUUUUUUUAACAUUGCAAAAAUAAGUCACGGAUUGUUGUAAUGAAAUUAAUAAUUAAGUGUCUUAAACAAAAAUACUUUAAUCUAUAGACACACUUUACUAUACGAACACAGUUGCUGUAAACUAAAAAAAAGCUCUUUUUCCUGUACUCUAAAUUUCAAAUUUUAUUAUUCUUGAUGUUUGAGUUAUUAUUUUUAUUGAUUUAAUGAUUUACAAAAAUUUUGGAAAACAAUAACCGAGAUUUGACAAUAUUAACACAAAUAUUCAGAGUCGUUGCUAAAAGUUUUAUAUGCUUAUCGUCAUCAAAUUGAAAAAUCAACUUUUAACAAACAAAAAACCAUUAAGAGAUUUAUAUGAUAAUUUUACAAAACGAUGAUAAGAAUUGGACUUAAGUUAAGCCAAUAAAGAAUUAAAAAUAUAUGCACAAUAUUUCUACCCUCUAUGUUUUUCUGGUGAGAUGAGAAAAUAUAAUCUUAAAUUACUAUAAUACUAUACUAAAGUAUUAAGGAGUUACUUAUAAAGUGUAAUAUAAUACAACUGCUGCCCUUAAUAUACUUUCAACAAUAUAUCACUUAUCAUUUUGCUAUAUUUGGAUUCCGAAUUGUGUUAUCUACUAGGUACUUAUAAGGUAAAAAAUAAUUUCUUGUGCACUUCACUACAUGAUUGCAUUCCUUUGCUGGUCAUCAAGACUUAUUUUUUCAAGGAAACUUCUACAGGCUACUGUAAUACUAUUUACAAAUCUUUUGAAUUCCUCCUGCGUCAGCAAGUUUGAUUUAUCAACAACCGACUCAAGGAGAAAUCCAAAAGAUUUGUAAAUAGUAUUGGUCCACGAUAUGACCAUAAUAUUAAUAAUAAUAAUAAUCAUAAUAAUAAUAAUGAUAAUGGCUUUAUUGCAAUGUACAAUUAUAAAAGGCGAAGUUGAAGCUUUAACCUAUUUUCCUAAUCUAACCUAAUGUUAUGGCUGUUAGGUUACGGAGGUUAUGACUCUUCUAUGAUGGAUAGGCUUAGAAAAAAACAGUUUUGAAAAGAAAAGAUAAAAGCGUCACAAAAGUGAUGAGACGAUCUUUAAAGCUACUUUGUACUUCAUUAUAAGAGCUGUAGGUACACCUGAUAACUAAAUGUCUUAAAUCAAAAUUAUGAAUGUCAUGCUGAAAUUUUAUUUUUUGAUAUAAAUAGCGUGGAUAUCUGUAUGAUCUUUAUUCUAAAGUGUUUUUCUCUCAGAGGGAGCCACCCAAUGUCUCUCAUUUUGGCCAUCACUCCAUUAUCGUAUUUUCUGAUCUGUUCCAUGUGCGAACCUCCUCGAAUGAUUCGAGAAACCUAACUCGUAUCGUUUUAACGAAGAUCGGGAUAGCGAACAACGUAUGCAACAGAUCGAACGUGUAUGGCCAAUCGUUCGGAAAGGUCAAUUUGCAUUCGAAUAGCGGGAUGCAGGAAGUGGCGAUUUCGCGGAAAAGUCGCGUGGCAGAGGCGAACGAGAGAGAGAGAGAGAGAAAGAGCGCCAGGACACCGACCGUUUAAAAUUAGAAUCUCCGGUAUCGGUCCGUGUGAACUCGUGACCCCGCUUCUGAUCCUCUUCUCGUAUACUUUUGCCCGGGACGCCCGUAAAUUCGGCUAGAUACGUGCAAAGUACCGCGCAGCCGCGUCACGUCCUUCUCCAUGAUUUGCUUUUGAAAUUGAAUGAUAGUAUAUAAUCCAGUCUAAUUAGAAUUUGGGGCGCUUUCUUCUUACCGCCACCUGGUAUCAGACUCGACAGGUAACUUGAUAGAAAUGAAUUGGCAACCGAUGUUUAAUUUGGAAAGUUUGAGAAACAUUAUUUUUGACUUGUAUGGUUUUUUAGAAAGAAGUUUCAUUCAAAACUAAUGCGCCCCAAAAAUACAUACCUAGAUGAGAUUUGAGUGAAUCGGUUAAUAAUCGAAAAAGUUAUCACAAAAUAACAAUAGCAGGAUAUAUUGAACAAACUUAAAGCAUUGAAAUUUUCAAUUUGUUAAUAACUUUCUCGCUUUUUUUAAUUGUUUAUGUGAAAACGACGAUAGGCGUAUGCGCAAAUCAAAGAUCAAGAAUGAUCCUAGUAAUAUCAGAUAAGAAAAUUAUCAUCAAAUCAUUUUUUAAAUAGAGUAACUCAUCGGAAACUGCUCAAUCGAAACGCUGAUAACUGGAGGUGAUAGUUGAUUUUUUGACGAUUUUAAAAAAAAACUAGAUACGACAAAUGCGAGCAAAAAAAAAAUUUGUUUUUCAAGAACUCACUGUAACUUGUUUAUGAGUACCUAGUAAGAAAUCAUUUUGAACGUUCAAAAAAAAAAUUGCCACUCAAUUUUUUCCAAAUUUAAUAUGUAUGUCGUUAGUUUUUUCGAGUUUUUGCCAUAACUUUUUUGUUUAUUAUUCCAUUCACUCAAACCGCCAUUUUUUAGGUAUUUUCAAGGCACUUAACUUUUGCAAGAAGCCUUUUUUUGAAACUAUAGCUUCAGCUACAAGUUUCAAAAAAUGUUUUUUUCACAGCUUAAUUGUGAAUAAGCAAAACUACUAGUCUAAUACCGGGUGGCAGUUUACAGGAGAGUCACGUCGAUUUGGCUCUAAUUCGGCUGUUUCAAGUCAAAUCAGUGAAGUCAGUCGAAACAUCGUAAAAACAUAAAGUUGGCCACUUUCAUUACUUACAUAAAGGAAAUAAUUUUCAAUACUUUCCAAUACGCAGGUCCAUCUUGUUUUUAAUUAUCAAACCAAGUGACUGAGAGUUUAGCAAGCAAUGCAAACUCUCGCAGGUGUCUACAGUAGAAUAGACACGUCUUUUAUCAUAAAAUGAGGUCACUUUGAUAUACGGCACCAGACUUUUUCUUAUCUCUUCCAAUGCAUUUCGCAAGUAUUACAAUAGGGAAAUUUAUCACAAAAUGUUUUAAAGAAUAGAUUACACAUAACAAAAGAAUUUCUCAGAUUGAAGAAAAAACGCUUGGGUAGAAAAAAUAAUAGCUUAUCGAAAUAUUUCCUUAUAACAACAUUUUGUCAUUAGCAUCAGUCAGCAGAAUUUUCUCUAUAUAUGAACGAGUUAUUUAAAUUCUAAAUGCUGAAUCAUUAUAGAAAUCGGUUAGUUUUGGUUGGAAGCAGCAAAAGCAGAAGCAGGCUUGUGAAACUGAAAUUAAAUGUUUUAAAAAUUUUUCUUAGUUUAACAAUUUUGCUGUUUUGAUUCUAUUCUUCCUUUAACAAUCUGGAAAGUUUUGGAGUGAAGAGUUUAGUCUUCGUCCGAAAUUAUCUAUUCGUUUGAAAUGAAGUUAUUAUUUUAAAACACCCUACCUUCGUUUAAACUGGUUUAAACUAAAUCAAAUAGUGCAGUUGUUUUAUUUCUAAAAGCUUGAAACUAACCAAAUUUUAAUACAAAAGAAUAUGUAUAGAGAUAUACAUAGUGAGACAAGACAUUACUAGUAAUAAGUAGUAAUUAAUUAUACAAAAUUAAUUUCAUUAUUUACAAUUAAAAAAAAUUAACCCUUCCUACCGAUAAUCUGGAAAGCGUUUGUGCAACGUAUUUAUAUAGAAUAGUUGCACCAUAAGAAAAGCUUGAUUAAAAUCAUGUGCCACGGUUGUAUAUAUCGGUAAGGGAGUGUUUUAAAUAAAAUAUAAUCAUCUCGAUAGUAAAACUCUUACUCUUACUUAUUUUGUAUGUUUGCAUUUUACACGCCACUACAAACUGAACUGACAUUUAGGCUCGACAUGUCCACUGCAAUAAAUUUUUAUUGAUGUCGAAAAUAAAAACGGAAUGGAUUGCAAGGAAGAUGAUCUGAAGUGAUAAUUAAGGAAAUUGAUAAAAGUUUAAGGAGCAUAAUAAUGUCCUUCGCAUUUCGAAAAUGGGUCCGAGAUUUCAGACGAUGAGAAAUCGCGUCGUACAGUCACGUGUUUUCUUAUUAGAGCAACAGCCCCGCGAGAGAGAUUUAUACCGCCGUCCUUCAUAUAUCUCGUGCGGCGCGAGUGCCGUAUUGAUUUCGCCCGGUCGAUACCCCAGCACGCAAUUACACCACAACCCAGCGUGUCAAAUUUAGAAGGAAACGAUAUCGUGCAAUGUUGCCGCGUUUCCCGACACACCCUCCCACGCGCCGCCUUUUUCAUUCGACUUGCCCUCAUAAAGCGAAGAACCAAAUAGCAGCCGUAGCACGGAUGUUUGGCAACCGCGCACUUUCUUUAAUAAUUAAAUUAAGCUGACGUUUAUCCUAAAUUUUCCGCUCACAUCCUUCUCCCCAAAAUACAAUGUCAAGAUUUCGCUGUCGGCGAUUACAUGCGGCCUCUGGUAUAAUUUUUAUGAAACGUGCCCAUGGCAGAGUGUCUGUCUACUUUUAUCUAUGUAUAUGCGUUAUCCUUAAGCUUAUCGAAAAGGUAAAAAAAAAGUUACGGAAUUUUUUUCCUUAGAAUGCAGUGAUAUAGAUAUUUUGUUUCAUAUUUACUAUUUUUGAGCUGACAAAUCAGAAGUUAUGUUUAUGGUUCUCAGAAACAAUCAAAUCUGCUAGUAUCAAAUGCAGAAUUGUAGGUCAAGGCCUAUUGUUGAGGACAAGAAACAUAAAUAAAUGCCAAAUAUAUCUUAUCGAAUCUUGGUUUAUAAAGCACUUUAUUUUAAAUCUUUUGGCAAUUUUAUUUAAUUGAUAUACAGAGUACUUAAUGAAAAAUAUGAAUAAGCUCUGCUCUAAGUAAGCUAGUAUGGCUAUGAAAUUGUCUAUUAUGGCCUAGUCCUCUAGUCCAGCUAAGUAGUUUAAAUCCUAUUUUAAAAAUUCGAGAGUACAAAAGAAACUAAGUAUGUGCGAUUUUUUUAAAAACUCGUAAAUUUGUAGAAAAUUGAAAAGCAAACAACUAUUUCCAAUAAAAUUUUUCGAUAUUUUCAAUUUUUUAAUAUAUUUUGACAGGUGUUUAAAAACCUAUAUGUAUAAAUUCGAUCAAAAUUUGCAAUACUUAAUGACAAAAAAUAUCCCCAUAUAAUAUGGACAUUAGUGGUAACACUGUCUAUGUAUGACAAUCAUAGUUGAUGGCUAUAGUCUUAAAAAAAAUGCCCAUUUUGAUUCCUUUUCAAUCGUGUAUGUAAUUUAUAGUAAAUCAUAAUAAGUAACUAAGAAAACUAAGUUUUCCACAAAAAACUAUGUGUGACGGAAUGCAGAAUCUUAUAAAGAUUAAAAAAAUUAAUUCACAUUGGCAGAUCAUAGCCAACUAUGAUUGCCAUAUAAAGUUGAUUGAAAAUUCUCACUCGGUAGUGAAGAUAUCACCAUGAGUCUUUUAUCAUUAUUCAUUAUGCAUAACAUAGGAAACUACUGUAUAAAUCCUGUAUAAUAAUAUGCCAAUGCCAAUUCAAUUAGCUAAGAAACAUUAAGCGUAAAUAGGCGUCGAAGACACGCUUAAGUAUCUAUUAGUCAUAUCUACACAAUCUCAAUAAUCGUUUAAUUUUUAUCUUUUUCACGCUCCAAAUAUAAUGCUAAAUUUAGGCCAGGACGUUACAGUUUUUACGACGAAAAACUGACUGAUAUCAUAAACAAAAUUUACGAUAUUUAUUCUGACUGCGAAGAAACACACAACCGCUGACGUCACGCGUUGCAAACUUUCGCGAUCUUCAGCUUUUUGAACGCCGUGAUUUUGGAAGACUGCGAGUUCAGUAAAACCGACAACGUGGCAUUUACGCACUUGCCAUUAGCAGGCAUUCCGCGUAUAGAAAUGCGUAACGAACGGCAUUCCAGUUUUGGCUGAGGCCCCUGCCUGAUUGAUCGAUUGACUGAUAAAAGUGUAACCCAGUUAGUCCUUGUUUUUGUGCUCUUCUGCCCGAUUUCGGACUGCGACGACUCUUUUCCAUUGUCCGGAACGAUGUUAUUUUCGACGGCGUUUGCUAUAAAUUUCGAUUAUGCAAAAUCACGUGAAUUAUUCAUGAAGUAUUCAUUCUCUGGGGGGCGAAUCCUGACAAAAUCAAAUUUGAGCCGAAUAUACAGUUACGUGUGACAAUACGAGAGCGGAUAUGUCUUUUGCUCUCGAAAAGCCAUCGUCGAAUCGCGAAAGAUUUUGCCGUCUUGGAAAAUCACACACUUUCAAAAUGGAAGACAAAAGUGUUGCCAUACAUUCAAUAAAACAAAAUCAAGUGGUUUCGUAUCGCUUUCCCGUUUACGUGCUAGUGAUAAAGGCAAAAACGCAAGGUUGGGUCGGUAUGGCAGCGCUGUAAACUACUGUCAUCUUGCGUACCAGUGGCGUAUGAAUUAAAAUGGUCGACCAAAUUCAAAAGACGUUUAAAUUUGUGAAAAUUAAAUCAAUUUGGAGAAAUUGUUUUAACGAUUUAUAAGAUUUGCUUAUUUAACUUGAUUUAAAGAUCCGUUAUUAUUAUUAUAAAAUCUAAAGACAGGAUCUUCUAUAAAAACGUGGCAAUACGAAAGUAUAUAUUUUGAAAUGAAAUCUCCCAUAUUUUCCCAAGGAAUUUUUAUACGACAACGUAUUAAUUAAUUAAACUUCUUUUGAAAAAAUAAAGUAUUUUUAUUUGAUAAUCUGUGCUUGGAAACCUAUCAAAAUUUGCGUUAUGAUUUCGAGAGAAUUAUUAAAUUGUUUUCCAGAAAGUAUUAGUAGGAUUAUUUAACAAUUAAUCACUAAUUCGUAUGUUUAAUUUAAGCAUUUUAACUUUAUUUACUAUUUCAAUGCAUAUCUUUACAUGAUUUCGAGUAAUUAAAAAAUAAUCGUUUUUUAACGGCUUAUUUUUGGUAAAACAAGAAUUAAUUAAAUGUAGUUUACAAAGCCAAUUUUAUACUAACAAAAAUGUAUUUUUAAGUUAGCAGGUCAUUAAAUCUAUUGCAUAAAUUUAAAACGUAAAUGUACCACUUUUAUUUUACAUUCCGAGCGCACUAGAUUGCGAUAAAUUAACGUAUUUUUAUAAACGAUUAAUAAAAAUGGAUAUUACGGAAAAACUGGAAUCGGGGUAACCUUAACACAUGGUCUGAGAGCAAUAACUUAAAAUGAUAAAGAAAAAUAAAAAAGAAUAUAUUGUUUAAAUUUCCUUUGGACUUUGGAAAACCCCAUUUAUGAAAAAAUGCUUUAAGCGCUUUACUGAACUUUUACAUUUGACUAUUUUAAGGCCUAUUUUUUGGUAUUAUAAGAGGAUAAGGAUGGAGAGACCAAAGUUGACAACGUGGCAUUAGAAUUCUUGGAUGAAUCAUAUUAUGCCACAAUAUAUGGGAAUUCGAUUUAAAAGAAAAUCAUUUUUGUAUUUUCCCCCAAAUUAUCAAAAUUUAGCUACCCUAUAGAAAUGUUCUAUUUACUUUUUCAAAGAAACUUCCACAGCCUACUGUAAUACUUUUUACAAAACUUCUGGAUUCCUGCUGCUCCGUUUUUUUUCUGAGUCGAACUUGCCAACGUUUCAUAUAUCAUCCUGUUGGCUUCUUCAGAGUUUCAGUCAAGCUCUGAAGAAGUCAACAGGAUGAUUGGCGAAACGUCAGCAAGUUCGACUCAGCAAAAACCGACGCAGGAGGAAUCCAGAAGUUUUGUAAAAAGUAUGUUCUAUUUCUGCUUAGCUACACUGCUAUAUAGACACUUGUGAAACGUUACAGUUACGCAUGUUCUAUAGAACUUCUGUUCUACAGAUGUAGAAGUUAAACAGUUGAGCUUUACUUCUAGACGUAAAAGUUUCAUCGCUUUUAAUUGUAAACACUUCUAUUCAUAUUUGUACACGCAUAUAUCGAAAAUACCUACGCGAACACCGACAUUGUAUGACGAUGUGACAUAUUGCGAGAAGCAUGCAACAUGUCGUGAUCACGCAAGAAUGAGUACCAUAAUAGCAAAACGACUAAAAAAACUCGUAAAAGAACCUAAUACUACAGAUUAAGUUUUAUCUGAUUCGGUUUUAAUCGAAAAAAUUUGCAUAUAGAAAGCAGAUUUGAUCCGUUAUUAAGAUUCCGCAGCGAGAUAUUGACUUUGCUCGAGUGCAGCGAAAAUAGUCGCAUCUUGGUCUCUUGUGACGGAUCAACCGUGAAAAUCACCGAUUCGGAUACAGACUAUUGCUAGUUUACCUGCGGUAUCAAAUUUAAAAUGCUCAUUUUGAAAUUCCCCAGACGAUAUUUUUAUUUUAGUCCGAGACAGCCAAAUCUAGACUGUACGGCGGCCCCGGUAUACCUGAAAGUACAGUUUUUUCAUAUUUCCUGCAAGUGGCAAUUUCUACCUCAACACUUUGUUUAAAACCACACCUUAAGUGAAGUAAAAUUGACCUUUAGUAAUUAAAUUUUGUAAAUUAAUCAUAAACCUCAGACUAUACAACUAUUAAGAAAUUAUUGAUUGACUAAAAGCAAAUUUCAGCUUGUCUCUAUUAUUUGCCUAAUUGGGAAAAUAGCCUUUUUGAUUCUGUUACUGCAAUACAGAAUUCACAAGAAAGGCACCCAAUGAGCUUGUUAUUAUAGUUAAAUAGUAACGCAACGAGCAUGAUGUAUGAAGUAGGUCAUCGCGCAGUUAAGGAUUUAAAGAGAAAUUAGAUUGUGACCUGGUAUAUUUGCAUACGUAUUUAUGAGAGGCGAGAUGUGCAAAACAAACUCGCGAUUUUUUAUUCGAAAUCUGGGUUAACAAAGCACUUGAAUUUUUUACGGGUUUAUUAAUUAAAUUCCGCGUUUUUUACGAACAACUGAGAAUUUAAAAAUCUCUAAAGAGUUAUUAUUACCUCCAGCAAAUAUAUUUGUAGGGUGUUUUUAUUACAUUUUCGCCAAUAACUUGACAAAAAGAAAUACAAAUUUUACAACAAUGUAGUACACAGUAAAGCGAAAAUGGUGGAGCAAAUUUUGAGUAGUUUUCAAAAUUUGGUUGAAAUUUUUAUCACCAACCUAAGAACCCAUAUCCAUAACGUUUUGAAUUAAGUACAUUUAAAUAAUUUAAAAUUGUCACAAUUAGUUUUUUACAAAUAAAACUGUUGCUACUGUUUGGUUGCAGGUAUUCAGGGAAACGUAUUUUGAGCGUGACUGAAGGAAAUAGUGACGUGAUUGUUCACAAUGUACGGGUCGAAGACUAAACACAAUGUCCCGCCGGUGGGGAUCGUAAAAAAAGUACUAAUUACCGCGCCAAACAAAAUCGUACCGGUAUAUACGAAAGAACUCUGCAAAUCUGGUAUAUAGGAGGUUUUUACGGGUUUAUUGACACGCACCAGCGACUUUAUGCUCGCUUCACAUUACUAUACUUGCUCGCUUACAAGAAAACUUCCAACCCGUAUAUUCUACAAAGAUAAUAGGUAUACGUAGUUUCUAUUUUACAUGGGUAACGCGUGGAAAAAAGUUAUAACUUCAACUGAUAUCCAAGUUAAAGUUAUGAAAAUGAAACUUUUUGUUUCUUUAUUAACUUAUUCCGAUAACUUUAAUUCAUUUUAUAGUUUUUUUAACUUUUAUUCUUAUUUAACAUAAUCGAAAUUAAAAAUUCGCAUUAAAGCAGGAUCCAUGGAACUGGAUGGUAGCAUUGUAAGUAGUGUUCUGGCCUAAAUUCAGAUCAGAUUAAAAAACCUGAUUUUAAAGCACUUACGGGUCAACUAGCAAGUAUAUUUUAUACCUCACCUGGAAUUUUUUGGGAAUCUUUUGAGGAACUAUACUUUACUUUAUUUUGAUAACAGUUUUAGUUAAACAUAUUUUGUUUAGUUUACUUUUCAGCUUUUAGUUUCAUUAUCCUCUCCUUCCAUCGAAUCGACUGUAUCCAUAAAAAGGGCUAUAGAAGAGGGUCAUUUUUUAUUCCCGUAUAGAAUCCAAAUCGACUUAGUCGCCAUAGGCUUGGGCGCAAACCUAACCUAAAUAAUUGGUAAUAUCUGGUCCAAUAUAAAGGCCACAACAUGACACUAUAAAUAAUCAGUAGGAAUUUCGAAUCGUUAUGAGCUUAAUGCGAUGUUUUUAAAAGAUGUGGGUUACAUACAUUCCGUACCAGUCUCGAUGAAUUUGGUCGAGCCGGUACCGAGAUAGAUUUAUUCGAUAAAUACGGGUUUGUAAAUGUCACAUCGUAUACCUCAUUAAGGUCAUCAAUUGUAGAAAUCUACACUUGGCAACGAGAUAACCGUGUUUAAAAAUUAAUUUAUUCUGUACCCGUCGAGAUUUUUGCCUGAUGUUCUCGAUUCGGUAAUGUUAUUGCCAGAUAAAAACAUUCCAAACCCGAUUACACAUGAUAAAAUAUUCGAAAAAAAAUGUUCCUGAGUGUAAUUUUAAACGAACGAUUGUAUCUUUCACCCUAGCAUGUAAAUAAAUGAGAAUUUGAUGUUUUACGGACUUAUUAUUGUAUAUCGACGUUAUGUUUUUCUGUGUAACCGAUUUAUUCACUAUGUAUAUCGGGUGAUUCGCGUUCGAUGUUUUAACUUUUGCCACAUCUAUUCCGAGACCAAUGGCAAAAUGGAACACAUAAUUGCAACUACCUUUCCUAACAUCUGAAAAAAUAAUAAACCUUUUUUUCGAAAAUCACUGCCUAAAUAAUGAAUUUAACUCUUGUAGAGUGUUCCAAAUAUGAGUAUCUUUACGAAAAUUUUAGUGUAGUAUCUGUAAUAAAGUAUAGGGUGGUCUAUUUGAAAUUCCAAAGUCGCCAUUAGUCGGGGUUAGAUCUGGGAAAUGUCAUUUUUGUUGCAGAACUUUUAUUAGGUCACUCGAGGUGAAUCGCCCUGUAUUUCUAGCGAUAUCGGUUGAUCCGUGCAAUGUGUUUUCGUUAAAGUUUUCGUGUUUUCAUUUUCGAAGUAUACCAUUUGAACGGUUGUAAAAAAAUUGUCUGUAUAUAUAAAAACUGUACUCCUAAAGUAUGUUUGAGAUUAGAACUAACGCAUCCUACCGACAAAAAGCACUUUUCCGAAGGGGGCCGCAUUUUAGAUAGCCAAUUUUUUCAUUUGGUAUAUAUAUGUACGAAAUUUUUGUAAAAUAGUUGUUAUUUCUUGAUUAGUGACGAUGUUUAAAGUUGAAUGUUUAAAACUAUAUGUAUUUUUACAGAUAUGAAAAUAAUCUUGCUGUAUUACUUGUUUUUAUAUUGUCUGUCGUUUUAAAUAGUAAACGCACUGUAUUAACUACCUAUAACAAGUUUUCGUUGAUAGUUGGAAGUUUUUGUUUUAUGUUAUAGGUUGAUUUAUCGACAAUUCCACCAUGUUUAAAAUUAUGAGAAUUUUAAGCGGAUUAAGUAGAGUGGUUUUUACUUUUCCGCUUUCUCUGGAGUUACAAAAAUUUUCAUAUGAAUUACUUUCCAAGAUUUAUAUAUGAUACAUAACAUAAAACCAAAAUUUAGGUGAAAUACAUUUUACUUAAUUUGGAAAUUGGCGAAAAUGGCUUCGCAAUCCGUACACUAUUACCAUAAUGUUAACUUUUAAAAUUUCAAAUAUACAGGUAGAAUUUUCGAUAAUUUGCCGUAGACGCUUCUGCGCUACGGGUUGUGUUGCACAGUGUGUUCGCUUCCGAAAGAUUUUUAUUUUUUUCAUGUCGAAAUAAUCGCUAUCAUCAUCACUCUAUCUGUGACGCAUCUACAGUGAUGUUACCUAAAAACAUAUCGCAAAUCUUGUUUUUCUUCCGUUGUGAUCUUAUCGAUAAUUUUCCAAAGUAUUUAAAAACAAGUGUAGACAAUAAACACGAAUCAUUUCGGGGAAUCGUUUCUAGAACCGAUUGUUUUGACAGUACCUUAAGCCUGAUAUAUAGUUUUAGUGGCAGCAUAUAUGUAAUAAAUUUGGCAAUAUUAGAUCGCGGUCAAACAUUUAACACCUUCUCAACCGCUGUUAAUAAUAAUAAUAAUAAUAAUAAUAAUAAUAAUGUAUCGGAUAAUAUACGGUGUGUGCCAUUAAAAAAAAUGAGACCUCGGUGCUUACAAAUUUUGAACGUCAUAAACAAAAUAACGACAUCCGGUAUAAUUCUAAAUACAAAAAACUUUUGUUUUUAAACUUUCUUAAUAACCAUUAUAAUUUUACAGAAAAGUAUAUGGGUAACCUUGCGUGAGACAUCCUGUACACAAAAUCCCUCUAAAGCUGACGCAAACACAAAGGUUUAACGAUAAAUUUGACAACGUUUACAAUAUUUUUUUUUACUAUCAUAUUUUAGAGUUUAGAGAAGAGCAAAUUCAGCAUAGGAGUAACUACCCAAAUAAUUGCCCGGCAACAUUUGAUUACGGCCAAACAUAUAACGCCUUCUCGAAUGCGGUAAGCGGCAGCUGAUUGACCAAAACGGCUACUUUGAUAUUGACAGAUUACAACUUUCUAAGUUUUAAACUUCAUCUAUUAGUUUUCUCUAUAAAUGCCCCUACGUAUGUUUAUUUUUAACUUUAGUUUUGCCGUAACUUUUACUGUCAUUGAAACUAUGAUCCAGGCUUUAGUAUAUCGGAAGUAAGAUCGAGUAAAUUGAGAAUCCGUGUCGAAAAUUACGCUUAUAGAUAGCGAAGUUUGAUUGUGUACGUCAAAGGUGAAAACGGGACGAUAAAUAUAAUACCGAUGUACGUAGCUUUAGGUUCUUUUUAUUUAUUCAGAGUUUCGUUUUUGUUUAAACCAAAGAAGGAAAAUAUUUAUAGUUUUACGAUGUAGCUUGGUAAAAUAUCUUUUAGCUGGUAUAACAAUAUAACUAUACGAA
Molecule: messenger RNA, 17484 nt
Organism: Cylas formicarius (sweet potato weevil)
Lineage: Eukaryota; Metazoa; Arthropoda; Insecta; Coleoptera; Brentidae
Exons: 2
Coding region: 145-3201 (1018 amino acids)
Source: RefSeq, a predicted model, not a curated record